AUGGGUUUCCGCGGGCGUCCUGCAUCGGCGCCGCGGGCGACGGGGGCUGCGGCCGCCGGGGCGGGGGAGGGCGCCCUCCCGCUCAACCUCUCCUUCGGCAACUUUGAGUUCGAGGCGAUGAAGAGCGUGGGGCGGCGCGGCGGCGGCGCGCGGGAGUUGGCCUCGCUGCUUCGCCACGCCAAGCGGCAGACGGCGGCCCACGCCUCACAGCUCGGCUCCGCGGCGGGCCUGGAGAGGCGGCAGGCGGACCUGCUUGACGUCGCCCUGCGCCGCGCGGCCGGGGCGAAGGUGAAGGACGACCCGAAGCGGCUGGCGAAGGCGCUGGCGAGGCGGCGCAACAAAAAACGCAGCUCCGCGAAGAAGUGGGCGGGGCGGAUGGAGAAGCUGCAGCAGUCGGUGAACACCGUGGUGGAGGACCGCACGAUGGCGCGCCAGGCCGCGCGGAUGCGGCGGGAGGGAAAAGAGAAGGAAAAACAACAGAAGCGUGAAACGAAGCGCCCCCGCGCGGCGGCGGCUACGAAGGCGAAGAAGGCCAAAAAGGGCGGCGACAAGAAAAAAGGCCCUGCCGCGGCUGCGAGAAAGAAGAAGCACAGGCAAGGCAAGAAGUAA
Messenger RNA from Trypanosoma conorhini, 609 nucleotides. RefSeq lists its product as uncharacterized. The coding region runs from base 1 to 609 and encodes 202 amino acids. Lineage: Eukaryota; Euglenozoa; Kinetoplastea; Trypanosomatida; Trypanosomatidae. The record is from RefSeq and is a predicted model, not a curated record. Gene Ontology annotation, molecular function: RNA binding; DNA binding. Gene Ontology annotation, biological process: ribosomal large subunit biogenesis; ribosomal small subunit biogenesis. The transcript has a single exon. Gene Ontology annotation, cellular component: nucleolus.